AAGUACUUCAGACAGAAAGUAUUUGAGGAGAGUUCUUCAAACAGAACACAGAUGAUCUGCAAUUAUGGUGGUCGCUUCACGGACCCUGAGCUUUCUGCUGCUCUUCCUUAGCCUCGAAAUCGCAAAAUGCGAGUUCUUUACGGCUUUAAUAGACCUAGAGCACCUGGUAUACAGAGAAAAGGAGCUGAAAAGCUCUUUGAAGAGCUACAUCGCGAUGGAAGAACAACGUCUUGCCAUUCUGAAGAAGUUCUCUGAAAAAGUUGAAAACAUUCACAACAAGAUCGAUGACAAGAACAUAGAGUCAUUCACUGGACACCCAGUUAAUUCUUAUCUCAUUAUCAAAAGAUUUUACACUGACUGGACGAAGAUGGAAGAACUUAUCCAAAAGGACAAUAGCGAAGAAAUGAUGGAAACUAUAGAGAAACAUAAGAGUGCAUAUUCCUCAAAAGAAGACUUUGAGGGUGCAAUAACAGCGUUACUCCGACUUCAAGACACUUACAGAUUACUAACAACGUCAAUGGCGGAAGGAAAGCUAAAGAAUGCACAACCAAUGCCGCCCAUGACAGUGGACGACUGCUACCAGAUUGGUCGAUAUGCAUAUCUAACCAAUGAUAUGUUUUCUACCAAAGUGUGGAUGGAGGAAGUCUUGAGGAAGAUAAGAAUGAAUGAGCCACCAGAAGAUGUUACAGUUUUCGAUGUCGCUGAUCAUUUAGCCUAUGCAGAAUACCAGAGAGGAAAUUUAAGAAAGGCCCUCAACUACACUUUGGAAAUGGUAAGAAUUGACCCUCAUCACGAAAGAGCCCUAGACAAUGUCGCCUUUUUUGGUGAGAAGAUUAAAAAGACCAAACCAACUGGUUUACGAGGAGAGAGAGGAACAGUGCCUACUACGACUACUACUACCUCUCRUAAAGAAACAUUUAAGAGGAUAAAAGAAAGGGAUGUCUUCCACAGAACAAAGGCUUUCCAAAACUAUGAAAAGUUAUGUCGUGGAGAAAUAAGAAAUUUAACAAAGUGGGAGGAAAGCAAAAUGAAGUGCUGGUUUGUGAACAAUGAUCCUCUAACGAUUUUGAAGCCAGCGCGCAUAGAAAGAGUGUUCGUCAAUCCAGAAAUCUUCAUCAUACGAGAUGUUCUCUCAGAUUCAGAGAUUGAUCAUAUCAAAAAGCUUGCAACUCCAAGGCUUCGACGAGCCACAAUCAAGGACCCCUUUUCAGGAAAAUUGAUGUUUGCUCCAUAUAGGAUAAGUAAAAGUGGUUGGAUAAAAGAUGAUGAAGACGAACUUGUAAAAAGAAUAAGUCGAAGAGUACAAGCUAUAACAGGACUGAACAUGACCACUGCUGAAGAACUACAGGUUGUGAAUUAUGGGAUAGGAGGACAUUAUGAGCCGCACUUUGACUUCGCAAGAGACGGCGAAGACAAGUUCACGUCACUUGGUACAGGGAAUAGAAUUGCUACAUUCCUGGCCUACUUGUCCAAUGUACAGUCAGGCGGUGGAACAGUGUUUACAAGAGUCGGUACAGUUGUAUGGCCAACCAAGGGAGAUGCAGCAUUCUGGUACAACCUGAAAAGAAAUGGCGACGGGGAUGAUUCUACGCGCCAUGCAGCGUGCCCUGUGUUGAUUGGAAGCAAGUGGGUUGCUAACAAAUGGAUUCACGAAGUAGGCCAAGAAUUCAGAAGAAAAUGCAGCCUUAAUCCUAAAGAAUAGACCUUUACACCUAAGAAAUACACUAGAUGUUCGUUCUCUGAAUUAAGGGAGCCAGCAUACUUAUGUGUUGCUAUGGCAACAAUAUAUUGCUAACUACUCCUCAUAAGUGGUGGAAUAUGGUUCGCCCGCGUAGAAGACGUGGCAGGAAUAUUGAAAGAGGCCUUACAAGGGCAAAAGUAGCCAGGCAGAUAAGUAACAUUGGUCCCAAGAUAUAGCUCAUUGAUAACUUUUGCUAAUUUGUUAAAGGUAAAUAUUUUUAAAAAAAUUUAUAAAACACCGCCGUAACUCAUCUUAAAAUUUUGUAAUUAUCUUAAAGAAUAUAUAACAAUAAUUAAGACAGAUGAUAUUUACAAAUAUAUAUUAAUUCAUAUUUGA
This is a messenger RNA of Actinia tenebrosa (Australian red waratah sea anemone), 2077 nucleotides long. RefSeq names its product prolyl 4-hydroxylase subunit alpha-1. Lineage: Eukaryota; Metazoa; Cnidaria; Anthozoa; Actiniaria; Actiniidae. Gene Ontology annotation, molecular function: L-ascorbic acid binding; iron ion binding; procollagen-proline 4-dioxygenase activity. Gene Ontology annotation, cellular component: endoplasmic reticulum. Gene Ontology annotation, biological process: peptidyl-proline hydroxylation to 4-hydroxy-L-proline. The record is from RefSeq and is a predicted model, not a curated record.